CGCAUUUUAACCUAAAAAAUAUUUAGUUUGACAUUUGUCUCGUGAUUGACAUUGAGCAAUCUGGCAAUUUACCAUGAAAUACGAUUUUUUAUUCACUGAUUGCGAAAAUUAAAAUGUUUGAACACUCUGUGAAAGUACCAAGACAUUAUAAAGUUGCAGCGAGUAUUUUUAAGAAGAUAUCCACUGAAGGUGGGAGCUUAAAAUCUUUGUUAUACGACGACAAACUUAAGCACUUUCGAAUUAAUGUGCUUUAUGCACUUAUAAAUGAAACCAUUAAACAUGCCGCUGAUAUAGACAAAAUCUUUGAGAACUCUUGCUUAUUAGACAAAGAGACUCGAUUAGACCCAUGGCUAGCCAAAGUUUUGACCGCCGAACUGCUGUUUGGCAAAAAAACCCUUCCUGGCAAAAGCAAACCUGAACAAACAAUCUUAACUUACAAAGACCAGUUUGAGAAGUACACUAGCGACCAUCAAGACGACUUGAAGACUGAAGUUGUCCGCAGGCCCCGGUAUGUUCGCGUCAACACCAACUUAUUGACGACAUCAGACGCCAUCAGAGCAUUCCAAGAUGAAGGCUACAGAUUCAUCCGGUGCACCUCCGGCUCAUACGACGACUAUCUGAAGCAAAUACAGCAGCUCACUGAAUAUGACUUCACACAAGACUACCACGUGAAGACAAUGUUUGUGUUCGCUUCAAAUACAAAGCUGCACGAACAUGAGUUGUAUUUGGAGAGCCAAAUUGUUCUGCAAGAUAAGGCCACAGCGCUGCCCGUUCAUUUGCUGGCGCCUCCACCUGGGAGCUGUGUCCUGGACAUGUGUGCUGCGCCCGGCAUGAAGACCACUCAGCUAGCUGCUUAUAUGAGGAAUCAGGGACGAGUAUACGCCGUAGAGAGAGACACAAGGCGAUACCAGACGUUAUGCGACUUCGUCAAGAAAACCGACUCCAAAUGCGUGGAAACCAUGAAUAAAGAUUGCCUCGAGAUAAAGAGGGGAGAUUUGGACGACGUGGAGUACAUAUUGCUGGACCCCAGUUGUACUGGAUCAGGUAUGGAGAUCAGCGUCCAUAACUACGUGGAGCCCGCCAGACUUGCAAAGCUGACGUCACUCCAAGAGAAGUUCCUAAAACAUGCCAUGAACUCAUUCCCCAAUGCCAAGAGAAUCGUCUACAGCACUUGCUCCAUCUACCCUGAAGAAAACGAACGAGCAGUCAGCAACGCAGUCAAGAAUUCACGAAGCAAUUGGAAAGUCCUCGAUGCUAAGGAGCUGAUGAAAGGUCAGUGGAACAACUUUGGUUCAGGCAUGUACGGUGUAAUUGGCACGAAAUGUCUCUACGCCAGACCAGACUCGGAUUUCACUACGGGAUUCUUCUUAGCUGUGCUGGAAAGGGGUCAAAAAGGUUCGGAAAACUCGAAUAAAGAAAAAGUUAAAUCUAAUAAAAACGCCGAUUCUAAAUCCACAAUUGAAGAGGAAGAUAAUUGCGAGAAUACAUCGAAAACAGUUACUGAUGAAGAAGGACAAAAAAGUGAAAAUCCUUCGAAAAAGAAGAAAAAGAAAAAUACACAAGCUCACAGUGAAAUGGCGGAGAGUCUUCAAGAAGAAGAAAUCAACGCCGAAGAUAACACCAAGAAAAAGAAGAAAAAACAUAAAAGCAAUGACGUUGAUGAAUCACCAACAUAUGAAAAUGCUGAAAAUCUUACUACAACAGAUGGAACUGAUACAAUGACUUCUAAAAAGAAGAAAAAGAAAAAAGACAAAAACCGUGAACAAGAUGAAAAUGCUGUUACAGAAGCUCAAGCAGCUGACGAUGUUAAAAAGAAGAAAAAGAAAAGAAAACUAGAAGAAGUAGAUGAACAAAGCUCACAAGAUAAUUUAGAAGUCUCAGAAAUCGAAGAGGUACAAAAGAAAAAGAAGAAAAAACGUAACAAAAACAAUGAAAUUGAAACGUAAGUUUCGUUACUUAUUUUUUUACUUUGUUUUAUAAAUAAAUAAAACGAGUUUGAAUUAUAA
Molecule: messenger RNA, 2006 nt
Organism: Ostrinia nubilalis (European corn borer)
Lineage: Eukaryota; Metazoa; Arthropoda; Insecta; Lepidoptera; Crambidae
Gene: Nsun5
Product: 28S rRNA (cytosine-C(5))-methyltransferase
Exons: 6
Coding region: 114-1946 (610 amino acids)
Biological process (GO): rRNA base methylation
Cellular component (GO): nucleolus
Molecular function (GO): RNA methyltransferase activity
Source: RefSeq, a predicted model, not a curated record